Molecule: messenger RNA, 3054 nt
Organism: Gymnogyps californianus (California condor)
Lineage: Eukaryota; Metazoa; Chordata; Aves; Accipitriformes; Cathartidae
Product: protein O-GlcNAcase-like
Exons: 17
Coding region: 1-3054 (1017 amino acids)
Biological process (GO): glycoprotein metabolic process
Molecular function (GO): beta-N-acetylglucosaminidase activity
Source: RefSeq, a predicted model, not a curated record
AUGGCGGGGCGGCCGCGCUUCCUCUGCGGCGUGGUGGAAGGUUUCUAUGGGAGACCAUGGUCUAUGGAACAGAGGAAACUUCUCUUUCAAUGGCUGAAACGCUGGGGGCUGAACUGCUACAUGUACGCGCCCAAGGAUGAGCUGAAGCACCGGCUGCUCUGGCGAGAGCCCUACACAGAGCAUGAGGCAGCCCACAUGCGGUCUCUGAUCGAAGCUGCCCAAGAACAGGGUGUGGAGUUUGUUUUCGCCAUUUCUGCUGGCCAGGACAUGGUGUUUUCAAGUGCUGGGGAUCGGCUCCUGCUGCAGCAAAAACUCAGGCAGGUGGCUGCCAUGGGGUGCCACUCCUUCGCACUGCUCUUUGACGACAUCGACCCCUGCAUGUGCCAAGCUGACAGAGACGUCUUCCCCUCCCUGGCGCAGGCUCAGGCCUCUGUGGCCAAUGAGGUGUACCAGGAGCUGGGCCAACCCUCCGUCUUCCUCUUCUGCCCUACAGAGUACUGCAGCUCUCUGUGCUCUCCCAGCCCCAGCCAGUCCUGCUACUUGCUGACCAUCGGCCAGGAGCUGCUCCCAGGGAUCGGUGUCAUCUGGACAGGCCCAAAGGUGGUGUCACAGGAGCUCUCAGCCACACUGCUGGAGGAGGUGGAGGGUGUCCUGCGGCGCCGCCCCAUCAUCUGGGACAACCUGUAUGCCAACGACUAUGACUGCAGACGUGUCUUCCUGGGCCCCUACACGGGACGUGCCCCCGGCCUCAUGCCCAGGCUCCAUGGACUGCUCCUCAACCCCAACUGCGAGCUCCAGGCCAACUUCAUCCCCAUACACACACUGGGUAGCUGGUUUCGGAGCGAGCUGGGGAGCUGUGCCCACCCUGAUCAUGCAGGGAUGGAGACUGCAGCAGCCCUGGGGGACAGCCAAGGCCCACAGGAGGGGAGCUACAGCCCCCAGGAGGCCUUGGAGCUCGCGCUGCAUGACUGGGUGGCUGAGAUAAACCAGCAGGCCUUGGAGCCAGGAGGAAGGACCCCAGGACACGCCAGCGUCAGCGUCAAGGGAGGAACAAGGCUGCAGCCCAGCACAGCGGGAGGACAGGAGGUCAUGCCCGAACUCCAGCCCCACGACUCUGUUCCCAGUGGGGCAGACGAGCAUGGCCCUGAGCCCUGUGGUGUGGCACCAGGGGAGGGAAAGAGGAAGGUGACCUCGGAGCCGGAGAAGGGCAGUGGGAGCAGGACCCCUGCUGGCAGUCAGCAAAGCCCCACAGGGGACGGGGACCAGCUCGUCAUGGGGAGCAGAGAGAGCUGUGAGCCCUCCUCUGCUCUGCCCAGCACGGCUGGGAGUGCCCAGUCCGCAGGAACCCCAGUGGCUACCGAUACCCUCCACAGCCCAGGCCCCGCCGUGUGCUGCAGCAAUGAGGCCAACACCAGGCAGAACCUUCCCCUACCCACCAGUGAUGCCAGGACAGGGGGUGGCAGCCCCCCCCCAUCCCCCAGCAGUACCCAGCCUGAGGCCAGCAGGGCUGACAUGCCCCAGACACCCCUAGGGCCUGGGGCUUGCACCAGCCCUGGCCCCCCAGCACCACUCACUGAUGGGGCUGGCGCCAGCCCUGGGCCCACGGCUGUGCUCACUGAUGGGGUGGGUGCCAGCCCUGGGCCCACGGCACCAUUGACCCCAGAGGAGGCUGGGUCCAGCCACAUGGCCCUGCUGACCCUGGAGGAGGCUGGGUCUGGCCCCAUGGUACCACUGACCCCCAAGGAGGCCAGGAUCAGCCCCACAGCACCGGUGACCCCAGAGGAGGCCAGGUCGAGCCCCAUGGCACUGACCCUGGAGGAGGCCAGGACCAGCCCCACAGCACUGCUGACCCCAGAGAAGGCCAGGUCCAGCCCCACGGCACCGCUGACUCUGGGGGAGGUGCGGAUGCUGGUGGAGCUCUUCUACCUGCCCUACCAUCAUGGGCCACUGGCGCAGCAUCUCCUGGAGCACUUUCGGUGGCUCUGGGCAAACGGCCUCAGUGUGGGGGUUCCGGCCACGGCACCUGAUGCCUGCGGGGGCAUGCAGUGGCGCAGCAGAGCCCAGUCCUUCCAGCUGCUCUGCGCUCAGACGUGCCGCCUGCACAGCCGCUUCGUCAGCAGCGCUGGACGGGCGCUGCUCUACGACCUCCACCCCUACCUCUGGGACAUCCGCAACAUGCUGCUGGCCGCCAGUGCCUUCGUCCUCUGGCUGGAUGGCCAUCUCCUCUGCGACCCUGACCCCAAGGGCACCUGGGGAAGCUGCUUUGGCUGGUGCCAGAGCAUCACUGCCCCGAUCCUGCUGGGGGGGGACGCUGAGCCCUGGGCGCAUCGUGGGGGCCUCUUUGGAGAGCUGCAGGCACUGCUGCCCGUUGGGAACAGCUGUGACCUCUUCUACCACCCACCUCCGCUCUUCCCGUCCAGCCAGCUGUACCUCUUGCGCCCGCUGCUGCCCCUGGACAAGGGAGAGCUUUACCGAAUGUGCCGGGAGAGUUUGGACUGUGACCCCGAAGUCGCAGAGAUCCUCGCGGCCCACCCCGAUCUUCUCGGUGACAGGCUGCUGGGCAGCUUCCUGAGCCUCAGCCCCGAGUACACAUUUGUGCUGGAGGAUGAGGGUGGUCCAUGCGGCUAUGCAGCCGGAGCACUCUGCGCUGAAGGCUUCCUGCAACAGCGAGACAGCAGCUGGCUGCCGGCCAUACGGCACAAGUACCCCCAAGACCUGGGCGCAGGUGCCCCAGCUCUGGGACAGGAUGCCCUGGAGGAAGCACUGCUCUUCUUCCACGCAGAGCCACCGGCCGUGCCCCUGCCUGUGCUGCGGCGCUUCCCCUCCCUGGUGCAGCUGGGCACAGCCCCCCGUGUGCUGGAUGCGGGGGCCAGCCGCAGCCUGGCUAUCUGCCUGCUGAGCGCACUCAGGGCCAACGGGUCGCGGGGAGUGUUUUGCCAGGUCAGUGCCGCUGACCGGCAGCAGCUGAGCUUCUACAGCAAGCUGGGCUUCGUCGCCCUGCCAGUGCCCUGGAGCAGCUCUCCCAGUGCUCUGCUCCUGGGACGUCUCCUCUGA